UCGUUGGUACCGGCACGCUCAGGCACGCUGCCGCUCUUUCAUAAUCUAAUAUUUUUUUAUAUUAUAUUACUCAAUAUUACUGCUCUGUUCUGUUCUAUCCAUAAAUAUAUACAAUAAUAAAAUAUAGUAUUUCUACUAUAACCAGUAAAGUGUCGACAUUCUAGUAUUUUAAAUUCAAUAACAAAAAAUAGUCUAUCAUUUAAUACAUAGUAAUAAAUGUUAAGUUGUAAUAAAAAUUGGAGUAAAAUAUUUAUUAUGUGUUUAGCCGAUGGGUUGUGGAGGCGGCGGCAAUGUUAUCACCCUCGAUAGAGUCAGUCGUCAUCGUCUUCGAGCGUUAAACACCGCGAGUACUUCCCAUUGACAUCGAUACUACGUAAUUGUUGUAUACAGCAUAUACAGGUUGUUGCCAGUUAUUCGCAUUUCAGCCAGUUGGUGUUUGUCAUUCAACAGAUACAUUUGUUAUCAACGUCGUAAUUUACUUAAAAAAUUUAUUUCUUAAAUGUUGUAUUGAAUUAAAAGAAUCGUCUAUGGCACAAUGAUCGAUUCGAGUAAUAUUCAAGAAUCAAGUGGACUUGCUACAGCUUUAAAAGAUCGUCCAGCUUGUGUGAUGCCUGUUCAACCAAAUCGUUCAUUACCGGUAUUACCGGCACCUCAUUCACCUUAUCGAGCUAUUGUAUCUCGGAGGACAUCAACAACUGCCAGUGAUUCAGCAUCCACUGGACUAUCAAAUAAACAAUUAUUAAAAAAUGUCCAAGGUACUUUUACAAAUACAAAAUCAAAUUCAACAACAUCAUUAUCAUCAUCAUCAUCAUCAUCAUCAUCAUCAUCAUCAUCAUCAUCAUCAUCAUCAUCAUCGUCAUCAACAACAUCAUCUUUAUCACCACCACGGUUAUCACCAUCACCAGCACCUUUACUGUCGUCGUCAUCAUCAUCUUCAUUGUCAAAAACUAAUUACGUCACACCCCAAUUACUUCGGUGUACUUUAGAUCUCACCAAGAUCGAUAUCCCAAAUUUAAAGAAAAAUAAUGAAUUAUUACGUAAACCUGUCAUCAAUAUCAUACAAGAAUCACGGUCUCAUGAGAAGAGUAAUCAAAAUAUUUCAAGGCGUUUAGGAGCAAAAAGAAAAUCUGAUGGUGGAAUUGAAAACAACAGCAACAAUAACAACAACAACAACAACAACAACAACAACAACAACAACAACAACUAUAACAACAACACCAAUAUCAAUGGAAUCAAUUAUAAAGACAUAAUAAACAAUUAUAACUUUAUUGAUAUUUCUAAAAGCCCUGAAAGAUGUGACUCUAUUGAUGCUGAUUCGUCAAUAAAUGUUGAUCCUUUGUCACUUUAUUAUACAAAUGAUUCCGAUGCUCAAAAACGAGAAUUAGGACCUAUUAAAAAACGCCGAAAAAGAAAAGAUAAAAAAUUGGAAGAUGAAGGUAUGGGUAAACCUAAAAUAGUCCCACCUUUGAGACUUAAAAAAAUACAAAGUUUGCAAGCAAACAUUACAACGGCAUGUUAUCAACCAAAUAAUGAUGAAAAAGAACGCAUUAAACAAAUAAUAGAGAGAGAACGUCAAGAGUGUAUCCCUAAAUUUAGAUAUUAUCAACCAAAACCCCCAGAAGUCCCAAUAAUAAUACCAGACACUAGGCCAAUCAACAACACAGAACAUGCCAGUAAAUAUCGUAUUGUCAGUGGACAAACUCCACCCUACGACGAGCGUAUUGACUCAUCAACUAUGUCAAAUAAGGAUGCUCAAGAAUUACGUUAUCGUAAAAAUAAACUUAAACUAAAACUACGAGAAUUAAAAAAAAAAACUGUUGAAUUGAGUCGAGUUAUGUUAAAAACACUUAUACCACCUUCAGCGCCUGUUAAGGAUACUAUUGAAUCUUAUGCUCAACAAAUUGAAAAAUUGACAAAUUUAUUAAAAAUGCUUCCUGAAGUACCACAGGAGACUAGUGAUUCUGAAGUAAUCAAUAAUAAUAAUAAUAAUAAUAAUAAUAAUAAUAAUAAUAAUAAUAAUAAUAAUAAUAAAAUAAUAAAUGAUUUACCAAAUUUAAAUGCUUCUCCACCCUGUUCAACGACUUACAAAGACAUAUCAGUGGUGUCUCAGUAUCCUUCAUACACUUCACCAUCACCAGAACCACCAAAAUUAUCACCAAAAAUACCAAUUAAUUAUGAAAUAAUAACAACAACAACAACAACAACAACAACAUCGACAACAACAAGUCCUUAUGACGAAAGAAAUAGUCCACCUUUGUUGCCGAGAGCAACUUCAACCAAUGGAGAUAAUUAUGAAGACGAUUGGGAAGAGAGCCAACUGUAUAAUAAGUUACUUGAACAAGUAAAUAAUAAAUUAAAAGCAUCUGAAGAUAGUGAAUUAAAUAUUUCAUCGGUAAAUUCAUCAGUUAUCACCACCACUACUGGAAGUAUUGUUACCGAGCAAAUUGAUAUAGAUGAUAAACCAGAAUAUUUUAAUUUAUCAACAGAUAUAACUAAAAGUGAAUUGUAUAUUGAUCCGGUAAAUAAUCAAAUUGAUAUAACUGAAAAAUUAGAUAAUAUAGAAAUGGGCUGUGAUGUUGACCAAGUAUUGAAAAUAGAUCUGAGACAUUCACCAAGUCCAGAAAAUAUGGUAAUUGAUACAACAAGUAUACCAAAGUAUGAAAAUAAUAAUAAUAAUAAUAAUAAUAAUAAUAAUAAUAAUGAUUAUUAUGAAAAUAAUUUAAGGAUAAAUGAGUCUGAUCAACUCAAAGCUAAACUAAAAGAAUCUAAUAAUAGUCAUAAAAUUAUUAAAGUAUUUGAUAAUUUAACUUCAGUCAGUCCUACUAUUAGUAAUGAUAGUAAUGCUAGUAAUGUUAGUAAUACUGCAGCUGUGGCUGCGGCUGCUGCUGUUGCCGCUGCUGCAUCAGCAUCGUCUGCCAUAACUUCUUCAUGUGAUAUAUUGAAUAAUAAAUCAGUGGGUAAAAGUAAAACUAAUAAAAUAAAAGACAAUCGACCAGUAUCCGAGUCACCAAAAAAUAAUCUCAUUAUUAAUGAACAACAAUUUCCAUCACUUGGAAACUGGCUCGCUAAAAUAUCUACAAAACUUCCAAAUCAUCAAUUAUUAUCAACGCGCUCAAUUAAUGAUACUAAUAAUAUUCGUCCAGAUUCAGCAAUUACAAUUACUAAUGAGUUAUCACCAUCAUUUUAUCAGUACUAUCAGCAUCAUCAUCGUCAACAGCCAUUGCUGCAACAGCCGCAACUUGAAAUACUUAAUCAACAACAACAAGUAUCAAAUAAGACAAAUACUACCAGUUCUUCAAAAAAUAAAAAUACCUUGGGAGAGACACAUAAUAAAAUAUCUACAGAAACACAAUUAAAAAAUCAACAACAAUGGGAACCAACAGAACAGCAAAGACAAUCACAAGCACAAUUACUUGAAAAUAAUUCAAACAAUAAUAAUAUAAAUACGUCAUUCUUAGAACCACAAUUACAACAAAAGCCUCAACAACAAAUAGACCCACAAAUUUAUUCAUCUGUUCCAAUGAAUAGACUUUUUCCUCGCGGUUAUCCACUGGAUCCUUAUAGAUUGCCACUUCUUCGGCCUCAAAAUAGUCAAUUACCCGAUCCGAUAUCAACGAACUCAAUGCCAUAUCAUGCUAAUGCAUCAGCUCUUUUAAAUCCUUUGCCAAUGCCACAAAAUUCAUCACUCUCUUAUUGGCAUCAACCGAUCGCUAAAGCCCAUACAGAAUCUAAACGAGGAUUUACUGAUAUUCCAAUUAAUUACGAUCCACUUUCACUUGCCAAAAGAUCUACUUACUCUCAACUUCAUCCGCUUUUACCUCCAGUACCAAUUAACCUUAUAAAUCCCCCCCAAUAUCAAAUUCAACAACAACAGCAGCAGCAGCAACAACAACAACAACAACAACAACAACAACAGCAACAACGUCAACAGCAACAACAGCAAUUACAUUCAUCACAAUAUGAAAGACUGUGGGAUAAACCUGGACUCUGUUUACGAACUCCUGAUUCAACAAUACAACCAAUAAACUAUCCAUCAUGGCAAACUGCAUUAUUUUCCCCAGAAAGUUUAUUGCCAGGAAGAAGUUAUGGAUUAAAUAGUAGUUGGACUUCGGAUCCUCGUAAUCUUUUGUCAACAAUCACACCAGCAAUGCAAAAUUUUUCGUCACCUUAUCAACCAAUUGGCAUUUCACGAAUAAGAAAUGUCAAAGAACGCGGUGACCAAAUACGAAACUGUGAAACUCCCCAUUUAGGUAAAGUUAAUUACAAUCCGAAUACUGCAAAAACACUCGAGUGCUCUAAUUGUGGAUCUCGUGGCCCUGUGUAUAAAUGUCUAGGAUGUGAAAUUGCAUUUUAUUGCAAUGAAUCUUGUCAAGCGCGACACUGGAAUCACCAUGUUACUAUUUGUCCUAAAAAAAUGCCUAAAUUAAAAAAAGUUGUGCCUUAAACAUUAUUAUUAUUGUUAUUAUUAUUAUUACUACAAUUGUGCCUUAUUAUUGCUAUACAUAUUUAUUAUUCGUGAUAAAUAAAUUUUUUUUUUAUGUGAU
Molecule: messenger RNA, 4544 nt
Organism: Microplitis demolitor
Lineage: Eukaryota; Metazoa; Arthropoda; Insecta; Hymenoptera; Braconidae
Exons: 5
Coding region: 536-4444 (1302 amino acids)
Source: RefSeq, a predicted model, not a curated record